This is a messenger RNA of Impatiens glandulifera, 1047 nucleotides long. Its product is annotated as RHOMBOID-like protein 2. Gene Ontology annotation, molecular function: serine-type endopeptidase activity. Lineage: Eukaryota; Viridiplantae; Streptophyta; Magnoliopsida; Ericales; Balsaminaceae. The transcript has 5 exons. Gene Ontology annotation, biological process: proteolysis. The record is from RefSeq and is a predicted model, not a curated record. The coding region runs from base 34 to 990 and encodes 318 amino acids. Gene Ontology annotation, cellular component: membrane.
AGACGACGACGACGAUCUUCAUAAGUUCUAGCUAUGGCGAACUUCGAUCUGGAUAGUGGAGGCGGAGCAACAAAGAUCAGAUCCACCAACCAUCACUAUUAUUAUUACCCUCCUUCCUACUUCCUCGACUCCACCGAGAGGCAAUGGACGCCGUGGCUAGUUCCGAUGAUCUUAGUUGCUAAUAUUUCCAUGUUCAUAGUCAUUAUGUUCGUUAACGAUUGUCCCAAGAACAAUUUAGGGUUUCAUGGUGGUGAAUGUGUUGCUACUUUCCUUGGCCGACUUUCAUUUCAACCUCUUAAGGAGAAUCCCCUGUUCGGACCCUCUACUUCAACAUUGGAUAAAUUGGGAGCUUUGGAAUGGAGAAAAGUGCAUCAAGGGUGGAGGCUUUUCUCUUGUAUGUGGUUGCAUGCUGGUGUUUUUCAUCUUCUUGCUAAUAUGUUAAGCCUUGGUUUCAUUGGUGUCCACCUUGAACAACACUUUGGAUUUGUUCGAGUUGGGACAAUCUACAUCUUGUCAGGAUUCGGUGGUAGCAUUCUUUCUUUACUAUUCAUUCAUCAAGACAUAUCCGUUGGUGCUUCUGGUGCUUUAUUUGGCCUUAUUGGAGCAAUGCUCUCUGAACUUCUCACAAAUUGGACCAUUUAUACAAAUAAGGCUUGUGCCUUGUUAACCAUGUUCACCAUAAUUGCUGUCAAUUUGGCUCUAGGAAUUCUUCCCCAUGUUGACAAUUUUGCACAAAUUGGAGGAUUCUUAACUGGUUUUCUAUUGGGCUUCACUUUACUACUACGCUCAGUUGAGUCUUCAGAUGAUCGUGUUGAAUCUAAGCAUACUGUCUUCCAAUGGGUCUCCUUUUACAUUUCAUGGUUUCUACUUAUUGGCGGGUUUAGUAUUGGUUUGGUGAUGUUGUUUAGAGGGGAGAAUGUAAAUCGACAUUGUAGUUGGUGCCAUUACAUGAGCUGUGUUCAUACCUCCAGAUGGAACUGUGGAAACUAAUGGUUGGUGCAGGAAUAUUUUUUUAAAUAAUUUUUUUUUUUUUACUUUUUUAGCUAU